AUGGUAGGCAAAAAAAGGGCUUGGAGUGAAGAUUCGUGGGCUUAUGAUGUAAGCGAUGAAGAACCUAUUCGUAUUGGAGAGAAGUAUGAUCAAGAAUUUACUGGCGAUGACGAUGUGAGUGACAAAGAGCUGCUUCGCAUAGAAGAAGAAGGACAGAGGGGUUCAGGUACACCCUUAUUUGAAUUUGAACAUCAUCCCAAUGGGCAGCCAUCUCGGUUCAAGAAAGACCGUGAUCAAACAGCUUCCUUUCAAGCCGACGAUCCCUUUGACGUCGAUGUGACGCUAGUGGCACGCAAUCGCGAAGAAGGGGGAGAAAAUGUAGAGGGGAAAGGCAAACGGUGGCUGGGCCACAAGAAACUUGCUGCGGAUCUGCACGACCGCCGCAGUAUAUUGCAAGUGUCCAACGAAGACGAGAUGUGCUGCGCUCGCGCCAUUUGGAUAUUCAAAUCAGCGUGUGACGCCUUUGAUUCCCCCACAAACCAAGAGCCGAGACGGCAGUACGAUAAUAUGAGAAAAAACCCCCAAGCACUCACAAAACGUGCUAAAUAUUUACAUCGAGAAGCUGGUGUGCCGGAAGGACCGUGUGGGAGAUCAGAAUUAGAAGCUUUCCAAGCUUAUUUAGCACUUACCUACCAACUGAAAGUCAUCACUGCCUGCUACCCUUACGGGGUACUAUUUGAAGGUCACGUGACGGAACCGCCCCAGCAUAUCGUGCGUUUGUUGUACUUGCCUCCUACAGGAAAUGAAGAAAUAGGGCAUUAUCACGGCUGCAAAUCUCACCGGGCGUUCUUAGAAAGAUCUUAUUUUUACGGUAUGUGUAACAGAGGCUACGAUCACGAAGAUUUUUGCCAUUAUCCGUAUGAAGGGCGGCGUUGCAAAGCUUGUAAGCAAGUAGCCUGUGGGUCUAAACCCCAUCAACCCACCAUCUAUUCCCGUCAAUGUCAUCGCCAUUUUUAUGAUGAAAGAUGUAUGGCCUACCAUGUGACCGAAGGUAUUUUCGCGAGUUGGCUUCGCUGCGAGUUGUGUUGUAAAGAGUACACGCCUUAUGACGACCCGCAUGAAUGCUAUACAAGCCGAUGUCGGGCAUGCAGAGAAGAUGUGGAUUUGACAUCGUAUCAGUGUUACAUCCAGAGCGUGGAGGAAGAAGAAGAUCAACCCGUAAAAAAGCCCGCAGACCUUUACAAAAAACAGAAACGGCAGAAUCCCAAUGUCAGCCCUUAUGUCGACCCACCCAUUUUCGUCUAUGCCGAUUUUGAAGCGAUGAUCGAGUCUGACGGUACCCACACCCCCAUCUUAGUGCGCGCCGAAACGGGAGACUCGGACGAGUGCCACACCUUUUACGGCCCAGAGUGCACUGGGGAAUUUUUAGAUUUUUUAGGUUCCCUCAUCUAUGGUACCGACACCCACCCCAUUCCUAAAGAAGAGAGUCAUGACGUGAUAUGUAUAUUUCACAAAUUGAAAGGAUACGAUAGUGUCUUCUUAAAAGCGCAACUCUUAAAAGAACACAGGAGAUUUGAUUUUAUGAUUCCUAACGGAACGAAACAAUUGUCUCUAUCCUACGGAAGAGUGCAAUUUAAAGAUUCCUUCUGUUAUAUUCCGUCCUCGCUGGCUCAAUUUUCCAGUACGUUUGGAAUCGAAGAAUGGAAGAAAGGGUUUUUUUCGUCACGCGUUUCACACUCCCCAGAAUGCAGAAUAUGUGGGUGCUUUACCGGAUCGCAUUCAUUUCGACCCCGAGUCCAUGUCGGAGAAAAAAUGGCUGAAUUUGAAGAGUGGUACAGAGAAGAAUCUGCCCGUUAUCAACCGCCUGCCGUGUACGAUCUAAAACGUGAAUUGAUCGACUGUUGUGGGUCAGAAUUAAAGUUACUCAAAGCCGGAUGUCGAAAAUUUGUAUCCGAAUUUCGCGCGGUCGCUGGCUUUAACACGAUAGAAAAAUGUGUCACCAUCGCACAAGCCUGCUAUCGCUACUGGCGCAAACGCAUGAUGGAGGAGGACAGCAUUGCCUUGGAACCGUGUAGUGGUUGGCAUGGGGCUCGUCCAACGCAUUCUUUGAAAUCGCCAGAGUGGUUGUUGUGGGAGGAGAGGCAGCGUGGAAUUCGCAUACGUCGCGCAAGAAAUGGCGGUGAAGUGGGCUUACGUUUGGCUGGUCGCACUCAUCACGUCGAUGGAUAUCACGAACAGUCACGCACUUGUUUUGAGUUUCAAGGGUGUUUGUUUCACGGAUGUCGUACCUGCUUUCCCGAUAGAAAACAAGUGCCUCACUGUGCCAUGGGUUUAAAUGUGGAAGCGUUAAGUAGACAAACCUUGCAGAAAGUCAAAGCGUUGCGUGACGCCGGGUAUACGGUGGUGGAAAUGUGGGAAUGA
Messenger RNA from Stylophora pistillata, 2361 nucleotides. RefSeq lists its product as uncharacterized. NCBI's taxonomy places the organism in Eukaryota, Metazoa, Cnidaria, Anthozoa, Scleractinia, Pocilloporidae. The record is from RefSeq and is a predicted model, not a curated record.